UCUUUUACUUAUUGAUCAAAACAAAGAAAAAAAAAACUUUUCUUUUCCUUUCACAUUUAAAACAACAAAAGUAUUAAAAAACUAAUAAGGGUGAGGAAACGUAUUUGGAGCUUUUGAGCAUGAAAUUGAGUGUUGAGGAGUUUUUAUUUCCCAGAACAAUUAGAAUUUUUUAUUUGCUUAAAACUGAAAUCUCUCACCCCUCUCGUCUCUAAACCCAUUUCUCAUUACCUAUAAAAAUAUCAAUUCUAUUAAACCCAUUUCUCCAAUCUCUUUCUCGAUCUGAAAAUCAAUUUCUAUCCCAAAUUCAUCUCAGUAAGGUUACAAAACAAGAAUAAAUACUCGGUAGCUAUACACACACGUAGCCUUUUCGAUUCUGAUAGACCAAUGCAAGGGAAGCAACCACUUUUCUCUUUUGGAGUCAUCUCCGAUGUCCAGUAUGCUGAUAUUCCUGAUGGUCGCUCCUACCUUGGUGUUCCUAGGUAUUACAGGCACAGCAUGUUAGUUCUGCAAAGGGCAGUUAGAAAUUGGAACAACCCAGGUAAAUUCAAAUUUGCAGUCAAUCUAGGAGAUAUAGUUGAUGGUUAUUGCCCCAAAGAGGAUUCUCUAAAGGCUGUUGAGAAAGUUGUUUCUGAAUUCGAGAAAUUCAAUGGGUCUGUCCACCACAUGAUUGGGAAUCAUUGUCUUUACAAUCUUCCUCGCAAGGACCUACUUCCUUUAUUGAAGAUUCCAACUUUGGAUGGUUCUGCAUACUAUGACUUUUCUCCGACCCCAGAGUACAGAUUUGUAGUUCUAGAUGGGUAUGACAUCAGUGCCAUUGGUUGGCCGCAGGAUCAUCCAAAAACACUGCAGGCCUUGAAGAUUCUGCAAGAGAAGAAUCCAAAUACAGAUAAAAACAGUCCAUCUGGAUUAGUGGGACUUGAGAGAAGGUUCCUGAAGUUUAAUGGGGGUAUCAGCGAAGGACAGUUGAAGUGGCUUGACGAGAUACUUCAGGAUGCUACUAAGAAUGGACAGAAGGUUGUUGUAUGUUGCCACAUGCCCUUAGAUCCUGGUGCAUCAAGCAAGACAGCACUUUGCUGGAAUUACGAUGAAGUGAUGGAAAUUAUUCACAAAUAUGACUGUGUGAAGGUAUGCUUAGCAGGUCACGAUCACAAAGGUGGAUACUAUAUCGAUUCAUAUGGGAUUCACCAUAGGGUUCUUGAAGCUGCACUAGAGUGUCCACCAGGCUCAGAUGCAUUUGGAUACGUGGAUGUCUACGAUGACAGAUUAUGUCUUCUGGGUAUGGAUCGGAUGCGUAGUACUGAAAUGGUUUUCAAUUCGUAAAGAAACCUCCACAGUGGAAAUAUUAGCAUAAUCAUUUUCAUUUAACUAGUUUGAAUCCUUGGAAAAACGGGAGAAAGAGAGAGACUGAAUUUGCAUAGGUAUCAAUAGCUCCACAAUUACAUAUAGAUGACAUUGAAAGUUAUUACAGAGGUAGAAUGAUGUUCAAAAUUGAAAUGUACAAAUUUGAUGUCCUUUCAUAUCUUUGGUGGUCUGCAAUUCUAUUCUCAAGUGCCAAUGAGCCAAUAAUACCACCAUGUAAUUAUAGCUUAUUACGUGAGAUAUGCAUACCUUAAUGUCUGUGUCUUUCA
Papaver somniferum (opium poppy) is the source of this 1628-nucleotide messenger RNA. Its product is annotated as manganese-dependent ADP-ribose/CDP-alcohol diphosphatase-like. The record is from RefSeq and is a predicted model, not a curated record. NCBI's taxonomy places the organism in Eukaryota, Viridiplantae, Streptophyta, Magnoliopsida, Ranunculales, Papaveraceae. Gene Ontology annotation, molecular function: CDP-glycerol diphosphatase activity; manganese ion binding; 2',3'-cyclic-nucleotide 2'-phosphodiesterase activity. The transcript has 2 exons. Bases 385 to 1320 code for a protein of 311 amino acids.